AGACCGGAUGCAAACGCGGCAGCCGGUCGCGUGGGCUGGAAGUAGGUUGUGCGUGAACAGCGAAGUUCGUUAGUGACAGUUGGUUGUGCCGAAUGGUGGUGGAGUUCAGAGCACGAUUUUAAAUAUUUCAUUCGAGAAAGACUUUACAUUUGUACGAUUCGAAAAAGAGGUUCCGAGUGGAAGUAGAUGUUGAUAUUCCGCUUCUAAGUUGCAUUGACGGAAAUGGAAGAGUUUGUGUCGGAGUUUGGGAAACUGAGCAGUGCUUAUGUUCAGUGGCUCCAGAAUUUGUACAGAUUUACAGAAGAGAACAUCGUUCCUGUGGCUGUAGAUUGUGAAAUUAGUUGUAAGGAGUUGAGCAGCUGUCUGUUUCGAUGCUUAUGCAGAAUUUGUCACAAUCACAGUAAUACUUGUGGCUAUCAAGGCAAGGAUGGACUUAUUCUACCUUUAAGCUAUAGAUUUAUAUCCAUUGAGGAACUUCAUUCUCAGCAGAAAAACCCUUGCUGUAGUCAAUUAACGUGGAGCACCAGUCAGUUCAAGCAGUGGACUGCGCAUAAAGGAAAUUUACUGAUCAGUCAGAAGGCACUUAGUCGGACAAACUUGCUGCUAUGUGGUCUCCUGACAGAUAAGACCUCAAUUGUGCUAAGUUCUUCAAAGAGCCAAGAACAACAGAGUGGUGGUAUCUUGUACUUGCAGGACAAGAGUGGAAUCAUACCUUGUGAGAUUAUCAAAUUAGAUGCCCGGCGGUUGGGGCAUAUAGUAAUGCUUCCGAGCUGGAGUUAUAUUCCACUGACUAAUGCAGUUUGGACACUCAGUGGGACUGAAGCUGGCUAUAUUGAAAUUAUCGAAGCACCAUUUCUUGUGUUUCCAAAACUGUUAGUUGGAAGCCUUUUGGUACCAAACACACUAAAUGUUUUACUACCAGAUUCAGCAAUUCAUCUCCUGGACAAAGGGUUUUGUUGCCAUAAAGUGAAGAUGAACAUAGCUGGAGAACUUGUCCGUUUGAGUUCCCUUAUAAGUAUCCGAGAGAAAACAUUUUUCUUCUUCUUCCUUAAUUCCUUUGAAUCUGAUGUUUCCCUUCCAGUUUUAGUUCAGGUUCCUGCCAAACUAAUGUGGCAUCGCUGCUUAGAAGUUUCAAAGCAAUAUGUUAUAACGAAGGUCUUCAUUUCCAAUCUGCAGGGCACCAGUUAUAAGGUGUUUGUAGUGUCAUCGUCUUCUGACUUCUACCUUUAUGUUGAGGGGUCUGUGAAAAAGCAAACUUUGGCAGAAUUUAUGAGUGUUUCACAUAUGAAACAGACUUUUAAAAGUGAGUUAACAUCACUUGUUUGUAAAGAAGAAACUCUUCAGAAUAGGUCUUCUAUUGAUUGGUCGACACAAAACACCAUGGAAAAAAUGUUCGAGAGCAGACAGUCCAGAAUAUGUUCUUAUCGUGGUAUGAUAAGUAAGGUAUUAAACAUUGCAGCAGGCCUUUAUGAGCUGGACGGUAAAUUUGGUCUUUGUGUGGCUUAUCAACAAGUAGUGAAUUAUGGACGUGGUUUGCGCCCUGGAGCACAAGUGGAGAUCCAUGAUGCUCAUGUGCACCAGAAUGCAUCUGACCAUUUUCCACACAUCAUACUUUGCUGCUGCCUGAGGAGUACUUUGGUGAUCAUAGAAUUUUCUGGGCUUAGUACAGAAUUUCAGCCCUUCUGUUCCAGCGGCAAUGUUCACAUCAGUUUGUUGUUCAAGUAUAAUCUGGAUCUGCCGAAUUAUUUGUGGGUGGUUCACAUUAUAGAAACAUUUACACAAAGAUUCUGCCCUCAGUUCCUUACAAAGCAGCACAUCCUAAUGUGUGAUAUUGAUUCUGGAAUCAUUGGGAUGUUUUUCAACUCUGUUCUGAAAUAUACUAGGUGGAAUUUGGUAGCUAAAUCAGUGAGAAACAUCCACCAGGAAAUAUUGGCUAAGUCACAUCAUUGUCCUCUUAAAGAGAUCGCACAACCAAGUUAUCCAUGUCAGAAUUUGUCAUUAUCAGAAUUGCUGUCUCUUGCUGAAGAAAGAGCCUGGCAAUCUCUUCACUUGCCCUCUUUGUUGCCACAUGCUGAGAUCAAAUACUUGAUAGCUCACCAGCUUAACAGUAAGCUUGCUUGGUCAUUUGAAGUUUUAAAACCUGGAGAUUUCCAACCUCAAAUGAUACUGCAUGGUAUCUUCCAGGCAAAUUCUAGAACAGGUCAUUUGCAGCUUCUAGACGCAUCGGGUACAUUGGACUGUGUCGUACAGAACCCUAAUGAAGUGAAUCAAAUUGCUUUUAGUGACACCUCAUAUUUGGACUGUUUGGUCCAGCUGCAGAAAUACCAACUGGUUAUAGAACGAUUCGUUCACAGUGAAUUCCCAUCAUCUAAACAACUUGAUGAUCUUACGUUUAUCAAAGAGAAACACACCAGGAUCUAUGUCCAGUUCUGUGCGGCUGACUUGCAAGUACUCAAGAGACGUGCUGCUUCGACAAGACCAAAAUUGCACAACCCUGCACUGUCUAGCACCUUGUCGACUAGAGCCAGAAUUGCUGCUCACAGCAGCUGCAAUGAGGCAUGCAGAAACGAUGAGCUCAACAGCAUCACAUCCAAUCAGCACCAGGAUAGCCCUUCCCUUCCCAAAAUGCCUCGGCUGGAGGAAGUUGUGCUGCAAGAAGGCCAUGUUGGUGAAAGUAGAACUGUUUGUUCACACCCAUUGUGGACUGGCGACGAAGCGGUGGGCAUCCCGGGCGGAAGAAGCCAGCUGUCGGGCACAGGUACACCCCCUGGACAUUCGACAUCAUGCACCAGACAGAGAAAGGAAGAAACGUGCAGCGUAGGCUGUGUUACCCAGCUAAUAUUAGUAACUCACAAAGAUGCUUUGAUGCUGAGGAACUGUCAAUAUGGCAGAAACGAAGGCUGCGAGCAUACUAAUGGUUCUGAAGAGGCUUUCAUCAAGAGAACUAAGCCGAGGCUGCGACUGGCUUUUCAGGCGUCUGCGGUCAAUAUCGGAAGCCCCAGAGAGUGGAAAGAUAAAUCAAAAAUUGAGGGAUUGCCAGAGCUGGAAACAGACCCCUCUCUUUGUUCUGAACACAACAAUCGUACAGAAGUGCUGUUGGAUUUCAUGGGAAAAUCUGUGAAGUGGUACCAUCUAAUAAACCCAGGGGCAGUAUACAGAGUGAUUGCGUCAAAACAGCUGGGCGCGUCCGUUUUUGAACAGUUUGGCUCUAGCACCAUUCCACGAAAGACUCUGCAGAGCUUGAAUUGUCCGCUCUUCAUUACUUUUCAGUCUGGCUGGAACUUGCAGUAUAUUUCCACAUUGUCUUGUUUACACCAAUCGCAGCUUUCCAAAAAUCGAAUAAACCUGUCUGCUUAUUUUGAAAACUUGGCUUCAAAAAUCACUCACCUUUGUACUAUUCAGGAGGUACUCUCUCUCUCUUUCUCAGCACCGCUUGUCUCUUUCACCGGAAUCAUAUUGGAAAGGAUCUGCAUUAACCCCAAUAGAAGAACUAACUUUGCAGCUGUUAUAACUGACAAAAGUGCACAAGGUGUUUUGGUUCCUAGUGACUGGGGCCUGAAGUUAACGGUUGGUGAUGUUCAAAAUACUGCCAUAGCUCUGCACAUCUAUGUAAAUUUCACGAUGCUAUCUUACAUACUUGGAAUUUUACCAGGAACUGUGGUGCUGUUUUGUAGUUUGGAGAGGACAAUAUCCAGACACAGUAAUGUGUAUUGCAGAUAUUUGUCUUCAAGUAGUGUAUCUAUCCUUGACCAUCCAUCACCAGAGGAUGUAAGGUCAACCAGUGCAGACUUGCCCCUAAUGUAUCUUGGAAACUUGAUCUCUUCGCGAGGCAGUCACCUACAGGGGAUUGCUUGCUGCCAUGUGGUUAAUGUUUGCUGGCUGAAACUACAAUGGGUGUGUAGUCUUUGUUGCAGCAUUAUUAAGCAGGGCAAGUGCACAAGAAGUUCAGGGCCAUGUGUCUCUACAGUUGGUAUAUUUCGUGCUAAUGCAAGUGCUAUUGUGGACGAUGGAACUGCAGAGGCACGAGUGUAUUGUAAGGAUAAACAGGUGGCACACUUGCUGGCCCUUGACUCCAUGAAGUGGGAAAGACUGCAGCAGCAUAUUGAACCACAGGGGGAGGUGUAUUUUCAGUAUCAGGGUCGCACUGGACGUGAAUUGUAUGAAGAGAAUACGGGAGAUGUCCUAAUGCAGUACCUUGGAGUCCUAUGUACUAGCCCUGUUGUCUGCAGGCCCAUUCAGCUUGCUUUCAGAAUUGACUCAAGGAGCAAACCAAAGUUAGGACAGAAUGAAAUCUUUCAACUGAGGACAUUCUCAUGUGGAGACCACCAGUAUAUGACCAAGAUGACACCCGCUUUGUCUUUGACUUGUUUGGACAUAAAGGAAGUGGACUAUCGAAAGCUUUGCCACUUGGCAAAUGAUAAACUGACCCAAUGAUAUUGUUAUUGGAGUGCAUUAACCGUGCAACUGUAGAACAAGAAAUAAUCCCUCAAGUUAAUCAAGAGAAUUGACAUUGAUGUUUACAAAAGCAUCACAAACUGUGAAAAUAAUUUUUGUACUGCUGCCUAUUAAGGAAAAUACCUCUUUUUAUCAAGUUGAUUUCAAUGGACUAGUUUAACUACAUGCCACCACAAAGCAAUACUUUAAAUUAUGAUUUAUAUUUUUAAAAAUAAAAUUCAUUAUUUUAAAUAUAAUUGGGAGUAAUUCUGCCUGUAAAAUACUUGUUUUGGUACCAUUUGACCUCUAUA
Messenger RNA from Stegostoma tigrinum, 4745 nucleotides. RefSeq names its product CTS telomere maintenance complex component 1 (gene ctc1). The record is from RefSeq and is a predicted model, not a curated record. Gene Ontology annotation, molecular function: single-stranded DNA binding; telomeric repeat DNA binding. Gene Ontology annotation, cellular component: CST complex. The transcript has 24 exons. Bases 223 to 4434 code for a protein of 1403 amino acids. Gene Ontology annotation, biological process: telomere maintenance via telomere lengthening; positive regulation of DNA replication. Lineage: Eukaryota; Metazoa; Chordata; Chondrichthyes; Orectolobiformes; Stegostomatidae.